Molecule: messenger RNA, 1458 nt
Organism: Zasmidium cellare ATCC 36951
Lineage: Eukaryota; Fungi; Ascomycota; Dothideomycetes; Mycosphaerellales; Mycosphaerellaceae
Product: glycosyltransferase family 76 protein
Exons: 2
Coding region: 1-1458 (485 amino acids)
Biological process (GO): GPI anchor biosynthetic process
Cellular component (GO): endoplasmic reticulum membrane; mannosyltransferase complex
Molecular function (GO): GPI mannosyltransferase activity; alpha-1,6-mannosyltransferase activity
Source: RefSeq, a predicted model, not a curated record
AUGGCUCUCAAUGGGGGAUCCACACCCACCCAGGCAACAUCAAGCCCCGUCUCUACGAAUGCGAGCAUCGGACGACUAAUCCGCCUGUUCUGGGUCUGGAAAGCUCUGCUUCUCACUAUAGCGGCCGUAAGCCCUGGUCCCGGCUACGACACAUCAACUCAGAUUCUCUUCGAUCGCUACCCGUCUUAUUCAGAGACUUGGCUGGCUGAGGCAUCCAGGUGGCUUGCAGCUAAGCUGACGAAAUGGGACGCCAUAUAUUUCACCAACACAGCCGCGCGUGGCCUCGCGUUUGAGCAGGAGUGGGCAUUUAGUCCGGUCUUCUCGAAAGUGGUCUCUUUUCUUGCGGGAGUGUUUCCUUACAGUGUUUGCGGCUCUCGAAUAGUCUGCAACGCGUGGGCUGGCAUUCUCAUCUCGCACGUCUCGCAUUUAGGCGCCGUUCUCGUCCUGUUCGCUCUCACCUAUCAGCUCAUACCCGCUAGCGAUGACAAGAGGCGUCAAAUCGCCUUUACAACAGCAUGCCUUCAUGUCAUCUCACCCGGCGGUCUAUUCUUGUCAGCAUUCUACGGCGAGAGCGCUUUUGCCUUACUCAACUUCAGUGGUAUGGCGAUUUUUGCCCUGCCCACGUCGUCUCGGCUUGAGACCAGCUUCGAUGUCUAUAGGGGCGCAAAGAUCAUUGCGGGUGGUCUCGCAUUUGGACUCGCAUCUGUUGCGAGGAGCAAUGGUAUCUUCAGUGGCGUCUUUCUGGCCUGGGAUGCCGUGGCUCAGCUUCCUAUUCUACCACACAUGCUCCAGCAAAGGCAGUGGAACAAGUUGUUUUGGCUCGCAUCGACUCUUCUGAGUGGGUCGCUCAUUCUGGUCUGCCAAGUCCUUUUACAAGGAUGGGCGUAUGCACAGUAUUGCACGAAAGGCAACUGGCGGCCUUGGUGUGCCUGGCUGCCUCCAAGCAUCUACACCUGGGUACAGCAGCACUACUGGGGUGUCGGCUUUCUACGCUACUGGACGCUUUCGAAUGCACCGCUGUUCGCGCUGGCCGCUCCAAUGGCUUUUGUUCUAUUUGGAACGGGCAUCGUUGCACUGGAGCGGACAAAGUUGAUGGCAAUGGUUCAAGAUACCCUAGGUAAAGGCAAAGGCUCCGACAAGAAGGUACUAGUUGAGACUGCAGCGCAAACCCGCUUCGUUGGCUUCGUGUUCCGCUUUGCGCUUCCCCAGGUCAUCUUGGCUACUCUGGCCCUCACCAGCUUCCACGUCCAGAUCCUCAACCGCAUCUCUUCUGGAUACCCAGUCUGGUACAUCGUCCUUGCCAUAGCCAUCCACGCGGACACAUCAGGACUCUCGGCAAAGAAGUACGGCUUCUUUUUAGGCUGGCUGACGCAACAUUCCACGUGGAUCAUUCGAGCAAUGGUGAUGUACGCCAUAGUUCAAGGUGGUCUUUACGCGAGUUUCAUGCCGCCAGCUUGA